Molecule: messenger RNA, 933 nt
Organism: Procambarus clarkii (red swamp crayfish)
Lineage: Eukaryota; Metazoa; Arthropoda; Malacostraca; Decapoda; Cambaridae
Source: RefSeq, a predicted model, not a curated record
AUGUACGGUAAUGUUGACCAUGACAAUGUUGGCCAAAGUAAUGUUGACCAUGACAAUGUUAACCAUAGGAAUGUUGACCAUGACAAUGUUAACCAUAGUAAUGUUGACCAUGAUAAUUUUAACCAUUUUAAUGUAGACCAUGAGAAUGUUGACCAUGAGAAUGUGGGCCAUGAUAAUAUUAACCGUGAUAAUGUUGACCAUGAGAAUGUGGGCCAUGAUAAUAUUAACCGUGAUAAUGUUGACCAUGAUAAUGUUGAUCAUAAUGUUGACCAUGAUAAUGUUGACCAGGAUUAUGUUAACCAUGAUAAUGUUGACCAGGAUUAUGUUAACCAUGAGAAUGUUGACCAGGAUUAUGAUAACCAUGAGAAUGUUGACCACGAUAAUCUGGACCAUAAGAAUGUUGACAAUGAUAAUGUUGAUAAUAAGAAUGUUACCGAUGACAAUGUUGACCAUGAUUGUAAUGUUGACCAUGAGAAUGUUGACUAUGAUAAUGUUGACCAUAGAAAUAAUGACCAAAAGAAUAUUAACAAUUGUAAUGUUGACCAUUAUAAUGUUGACCAUGAUAAUAUUGACCAUAGUAAUGUUGGCCAUAGUAAUGUUGACCCUGAUAAUGUUGACCAUGAUUAUGUUAAGCAUGAGAAUGUUGACCAUGGUAAUGUUGACCAUUAUUAUGUUAACCAUGAAAAUGUUGACAUUGAUAAUGAUGACCAUGAUAAUGUUGACCAUGAUUAUGUUAACCAUGAGAAUGUUAACUAUGAGAAUGUUGACCAUGAUAAUGUUGACCAUGACUAUGUUAACCACGAGAAUGUUAACCAUAGUAAUGUUGACCCUGAUAAUGUUGACAAUGAAAAUGUUGACCAUGAAAAUGUUGACUAUGAGAAUGUUAACCAUAGUAAUAUUGACCUUGAUAAUGUUGACCAUAAUAAGUGUUGA